UGUUCUUAAAACUUAAAAAGGACAUUGGGAAAAAAAAUCGGGUUUGAUUUUAUGAAAGAAAAGGCCAAAAACGAAAAAAGAGUCUCACCUUUCAAGAGAUCCAUCCGAUUAUUGAGCACAUAUAAAUAUAAUAUAAAUCCAUUUGUUGCUAUAAUUUUUGAAGUAGAAAGAAAGAGACAGUGAUUAUAAGAACUAAGAUACACUACAGUAGAAGAGGCAAAGAAAGCAGAGAGAAAUAUCUUGAUCUCUGUGUGAGAAAGUUUGUUGAAAAUGGCGAGUGGUGGAGGUGGUGGUUAUGGAGAUGGAAACCAGAAAAUAGACUAUGUGUUCAAGGUGGUGCUGAUUGGUGACUCAGCGGUUGGAAAAUCGCAGAUACUUGCACGGUUCGCGAGGAACGAGUUCAGCUUGGACUCCAAGUCCACCAUCGGAGUUGAAUUCCAGACGCGAACUCUCGUCAUCGAUCAUAAGAGCGUCAAGGCUCAGAUCUGGGACACUGCUGGUCAAGAACGAUACAGAGCUGUUACAAGUGCAUACUACAGGGGUGCUGUUGGGGCAAUGUUGGUUUAUGACAUAACCAAACGUCAGACCUUUGAACACAUCCCCCGGUGGCUGGAAGAACUGCGCAACCAUGCCGACAAGAAUAUAGUCAUCAUUCUUAUAGGAAACAAAAGUGAUCUUCAGAGUCAGCGGGAUGUCCCCACCGAAGACGCAAAAGAAUUUGCCGAGAAAGAAGGCUUGUUUUUCUUGGAGACCUCGGCUCUGGAAUCAACAAAUGUUGAAACAGCCUUCAUGACUGUCCUGACAGAAAUUUACAACAUUGUCAACAAGAAGACCCUAGCUGCGGACGAAAGUCAAGGAAAUGGGAACCCCGCAUCUUUGGCUGGCGAGAAGAUUAUUAUUCCUGGCCCUGCACAGGAAAUCCCAGCUAAAAAGACCAUGUGUUGUCAGUCUUCCUGAGUUUUAGUGUUUGAAUUUAGCAGAUUUCGUGGUUUGAUGAUCUUAUUACCAAUUUUUAAAGGUUUGGCACAUUUACUAUUGUAAAAUUAUUCAAUUUAAUUUGCAUGGGUUUCAGUAAAA
Molecule: messenger RNA, 1077 nt
Organism: Arachis duranensis
Lineage: Eukaryota; Viridiplantae; Streptophyta; Magnoliopsida; Fabales; Fabaceae
Product: ras-related protein Rab11A
Exons: 2
Coding region: 271-957 (228 amino acids)
Cellular component (GO): endosome
Molecular function (GO): GTP binding; GTPase activity
Source: RefSeq, a predicted model, not a curated record